Closterium sp. Naga37s-1 is the source of this 2157-nucleotide messenger RNA. The record is from the annotation of a GenBank genome assembly. Lineage: Eukaryota; Viridiplantae; Streptophyta; Zygnematophyceae; Desmidiales; Closteriaceae.
AUGCCUGCUGCACCUCCGGUCGCAUUGCUCUACUUGCAUCCCUCCUGCAUGCACGUGCUGUGGGGCGGCCUCUGUUGGGAGGGCGAUCUCAUGUGGGAUGAGUCAGUGCGCACCAAUGCCACCACCCGCCACCUCCCUCUCCCCCUCACCGCCCUCACCUCCCCAUCCCACCCGCUCGCCCACCACCAGGGCGGUGCGGCAGCAGCGAGUGGGGCAGGAGCAGCACGGGGCGAAGCAAUAGCUGGCAUCAGCUUGACAGCAGCUGGCGUCCACUUGGGUGGAGGUAGGGCGGGGUGGGGCGAGGAGGAGGAGGGGAUGGAGGAGAGGGAGCGAGCGCUGAUGACUGGCAUCGCGUCCCUGCAGGGCGAGGUGUGUGCGAGGGAGGAGGGAGUGGGUCUGUCAACAGUGACUGCAGGGCUGCGGGAGCAGCAGCAGCGGCUGGGGGAGUUUGAGGCGCAUGUGGGGGGGGCGGUGGGGGGAGGGGAGGUGCUGGUCUUUGCGGGGUUGAGCAGCCACACCCCGCCUCCAUCCCACCAGAUUGCAGCUGCCCCGAGCGCCUUCGCGUUCACAGCAGCCUUCCAACACACUCCCAGCGAGCCACAAUGCGAGUUCACGGCACGCUGGUUAGAAGUGAAGGUGGCGGUGCGACCUCUCAAUGCGGCGAGCGGCAGGACGGCGGCAGCGCCGGUCACGAGGGCGUCCGCCAUCAUGGACUACGUCUCCGACAUGAGCCGCGCCGCGCCCAAGGGGCUGUUCCCGCCGGAGCCGGAGAAGUACACGGGGCCGAAGCUCAAGGUGGCCAUCGUGGGCGCGGGGCUGGCCGGCAUGUCCACCGCCGCCGAGCUGCUCGACCAGGGCCACGAGGUGGACAUCUACGAGGCGCGGCCGUUCAUAGGCGGCAAGGUGGCGAGCUUUCAGGACAAGGACGGCAACCACAUCGAGAUGGGGCUGCACGUCUUCUUCGGCUGCUACAACAACCUCUUCCGCCUCAUGGCCAAGAGUGGGGCGGUGGACAACCUGCUGCGCAAGGAGCACACACACGUCUUCAUCAACAAGGGCGGUGUCACUGGCGAGCUGGACUUCCGGUUCAUAACGGGCGCGCCCUUCCACGGGCUCAAGGCAUUCUUCACCACCAACCAGCUCUCGCCGGUGGACAAGGCGUUCAACGCGCUGGCGCUGGCGACGAGCCCUGUGGUGCGCGCACUGGUGGACCCCGAGGGCGCCUUCCAGGACAUCCGCGACCUCGACAAGGUGAGUUUCAGCGAGUGGUUCACGUCGCACGGCGGCACGAGGGAGAGCAUCAAGCGCAUGUGGGACCCGGUGGCGUACGCGCUGGGGUUCAUAGACUGCGACAACAUCAGCGCGCGCUGCAUGCUCACCAUCUUCGCCUUCUUCGCCACCAAGACCGAAGCCUCCGUGCUGCGCAUGCUCUGCGGCUCGCCCGACCGCUUCCUUGCUGGGCCCAUCGCCAAAUACAUCACCGACCGUGGCGGCAGGUUCCACGUGCGGCAGCCAUGCCAGGAGGUGCUCUACUCCACCGCCGCUCAUGGCUCCACCGUUGUCACUGGCCUGCGCAUGAAGCAGGCGGGAGGCAAGGAACAAAUUGUGACUGCAGAUGCAUAUGUUGCUGCGUUGGACGUGCCCGGGGCGAAGAGGCUGGUACCGGGGGAGUGGAGGGAGCGGUGGGCGCAGUUCAGGGACAUCUACGAGCUGGUGGGCGUGCCCGUCAUCACCGUGCAGCUGCGCUACGAUGGCUGGGUCACCGAGAUGAAUGACAUUGAACUCUCUAGGCAGCUGGCGCGGGCGGCAGGGCUGGACAAUCUGCUCUAUUCGCCGGAUGCGGACUUCUCAUGCUUCGCUGACCUGGCGCUCACGAGCCCCGACGACUACUACAAGGAGGGCCAGGGCUCGCUCAUGCAGGUGGUGAUCACACCAGCCGACCCCUACAUGCCCAUGACCAACGAGGCCAUCGUCGCCAAGAUGAAUGAACAGGUGAUGGAGCUGUUCCCAUCAGCGCGCGGGCUGACACUGCUGUGGCACUCGGUGGUGAAGAUCAACCAGUCGCUGUACCGCGAGGCUCCCGGCCUCGACCAGUUCCGCCCCGACCAAAAGACCCCCGUCCCCAACUUCUUCCUCGCCGGCUCCUACACCAAGCAG